AUGUCAACUGUACGAAGGACAUCGACGAAUGCCAGUCAGAUCCUUGUCAACACAAUUCCACGUGCAACAACAUUUUUAAAGAUGGCUUCAAAUGCAACUGCACACCAGGCUACAACGGCAUCUUAUGUGAAACAGAAAUCAAUGAAUGCAUUGCCUACUCUCCUUGCAAGAACAGAGGCAGCUGCAGAGACAAAGUCGCAGACUAUGACUGCACUUGUCCAGCGCCUGUAGCAUCCAGACCCAACUUCGGCGGAAAGAACUGCACAACAUUCCUUCGUGGUUGUGAGGGACCCCGGCGCUGCUGGAAUGGAAACUGUAUCCCAAAGCUUGUGAACGAAACACAGGACAGCCACUCGUUUGACUGUGAUUGUUACCCAGGGUAUACUGGACCCUACUGUGCUCAAUCUACAGACAUCAGCUUUAGACACAACCACACAGACUAUAUCAAAAUUCCAAUGAAUUCUUCCAGUUUUAACCUCAGCCUGAGGUUUCAGACAACAGUGUCCACUGGUGUCUUGGUGUUGUGGAGGAUGUCGGCUAGUUCUUUUGUGUCGGUGGAGAUGAGCGAUGGAAAGGUUCUUCUGCGGUACAAAGAGGAUACUGGCUUCAGGUCCUGCACACUCAACACCAGGUCCCCUGUGAACAGCUCAGAACACCAUCAGCUAAACCUUGUUGUCUCCCAGAACAUCAUACUGUCCUUACCUGGAAACAACUGCACCAGCACAGCAUGCAGCUCUCAGGCCUGUCUGACCUCCUUCUCCUUCAGUGGGAUCCAGCCUCCUGCCAGCUCGCAGUUGUAUAUCGGCAGUGGAUCUGUAGCUGAGGUCAUAGAUCCAGCAAUGCCCAGCGGCUUUGUCGGCUGCAUGGAAGAUGUCCUGAUCAAUGACCAGCUCUACUACCCAGGAAAGCCAAAUGGACAGUACUUUGUUAGCCCUGGCUGUUCUAGAACACCACAGUGUGUGGAGGAUUCUUGUAGCAGGCAUGGAUUCUGCGAGGACUUGUGGGAUUCAUAUGUCUGCCAUUGUUAUCGACCUUACUACGGGAUCAACUGUGAGAAUGAUAACUGUGCAUCUAGUCCCUGCCUGAAUGGUGGGGUCUGUGUCGAUGGUUUGGCAACCUUCACCUGUACGUGCCCUAGGGGGUUUACAGGCUCUAUAAGGCGGGUGGGGGGGGGGGGGGCGGCGUCGUUUGAAAUCUUUAUUUUCUUGACAAUAAUCUGGUGA
This is a messenger RNA of Candidula unifasciata, 1223 nucleotides long. NCBI's taxonomy places the organism in Eukaryota, Metazoa, Mollusca, Gastropoda, Stylommatophora, Geomitridae. The record is from the annotation of a GenBank genome assembly.